Messenger RNA from Perca flavescens (yellow perch), 944 nucleotides. RefSeq names its product transmembrane protein 271 (gene tmem271). NCBI's taxonomy places the organism in Eukaryota, Metazoa, Chordata, Actinopteri, Perciformes, Percidae. The coding region runs from base 156 to 944 and encodes 262 amino acids. The record is from RefSeq and is a predicted model, not a curated record. The transcript has a single exon.
GGGAUGCGAGAGAGACGCCACAGUGGCGAGGAUCGCCCGCUCUGAACCGGAGGAGUCACCGGCAGAUGAUGUCCCAAUGUGAGAGUGCUUCCAGAGGACACGAAGGAGGAUGAAGAAAGGGGGAGAGGGAUCGAGAGCGGCAGAGGUGGAAUAUAAUGAAGUUGAGUGGGAAAGGACUGUGCACCGUCUUCUCCAGCACCCUCCUCUUCGUGUGCGCCCUGAGCGAAGUUGUCGUUGGAUUAAGAUGCGUCUCGUUGGGCUCUACGGUGAGAGCGCAUUUCCACCUCGGCGCCGCGGCCGGGGCAUUCUACUCCGGGCUACUUGUGGGAAUCGGGCAGGUCCUGCUGGGCACCGCGCUGCUCUUUUGCAUGGACAAGCCCGGUUGCAGGAAUUUCUUUCUCCUCGGGGUUGUGGUCUUCUUGUUGGGAGUCCUCACCGCCUUCUCUGGGGCGGUGGUGGACGGGGACACGGCUUCUCUGGUGGAGAGGAAAUAUACCCACUACUGCUUCCCCUCUGUGGUUGUGAGCCCUGCCUGCGAGCAGCUGAGGGAUUACCAGCGGAGUCUGGUCGUCUCCACUGUUCUCAGCACCCUGGAGUGCCUCCUCGGGCUCAUCAACCUGGUGGUCAUCAAAAGGUACAAAACCGCGCAGUUUUCUAGGAACCGGCAGUCUCAGAGGCAGCUCGCCGGCGCGAUCCUGUUCAGCGAGGAGCGGGACUGCUCGGCGGAUUUACAGCCGGUGUCUUACAUCAACCUGGGUGUUUUUAACGUGUUUGACGAGGCAGGUGCAGAAGUGCAGUGCGGGGGACACCCGUCAAUCGAGCUACCGGGAUACUCGCCCACGGACCCGGAGCUCAAUCAUUGCUUCCCUUUCUCCUACCCGCUCCCCAGCGAACUGCCGCCCGCGUACGAAGACAUUUUCCCCGCUGAGGCAUGCGACACAUAG